AUGCUUCCUCCCCCACCUCCCUCUCGCCCAGCAGCACCAUCCCACCCUGACGAUGCCAUCAGAGGGACAGACGACGAUGCUGCGGCCUCCAGAUUCUCGGCCGUCUCUCUCGGUUAUCUCUCCGACCCAUACGCGUCACUCCUGUACAAGCAGCAACGGUUAGCCGGCCAGAGCGCGCGCAAGGCCCCCCUCAUCAACGUCGGGACGCACCACAGGACAGCUGCGCUGGAUGCGGUGGUCGAUUCGUUCCUCUCAGCGGCCGGAGACGGAGCACAGAUCGUGUCCCUUGGAGCAGGCAGCGACACGCGCUUUUGGCGUCUGAACGAUGCGUCGCAGACGCGCCAGACGCCCCUGGGCCGCUACGUCGAGGUCGAUUUCCCUCAACUCACUGCGAUAAAGGCGCAACGAAUCGCGCGGAAUCGGCAGCUGACGGGCACGCUGGUGUCUGCCGACCCGUCCUCGCCUAAACCAUAUGCCGUGUCGCAUGGCGGCACGGCGCUGACAGCGGCAAACUAUGCGCUCCUCCCCCUCGACCUGCGUGGUGGCGCAGCCACGCUCGACGCAGAUGUUCUGCCCCUCCUCGACCCGUCCAAGCCGACACUGCUGAUCGCCGAAUGCGUGUUUUGCUACAUGUCGCCAGACGAGAGCGCUGCGGUGAUACAGUGGUUUGGCCAGACGUUUGAGCGUACGGCCGCCGUCAUCUACGAGAUGUACGGGUUGGAUGACGCCUUUGGACGAGUCAUGCGACGCAACCUCUCGCAGCGCAACUUGUCGCUCCCUGGCGCCGGGUUUGCGACGGCACAGGCGCAGGCAGACCGCUUCCUCGAUUCGGCUCUCGGCGCCGGCGUGUUCAACGACUCUGGUGCCAAAAGUCUGUGGGAUAUCCGAACCACCGUGGUGCCCAAACGGGAGCUUGAGAGGAUAUCAAAGCUGGAGAUUCUCGACGAGAUUGAAGAGCUGCGUCUAGUGCUCUCCCACUACUGCGUCGCGUGGGCGAGCAAGGGCCUGGACCAGGUCGGCCUUCGAUGA
Apiotrichum porosum is the source of this 1029-nucleotide messenger RNA. RefSeq names its product carboxy methyl transferase for protein phosphatase 2A (gene PPM1). The transcript has 4 exons. Lineage: Eukaryota; Fungi; Basidiomycota; Tremellomycetes; Trichosporonales; Trichosporonaceae. Gene Ontology annotation, molecular function: protein C-terminal leucine carboxyl O-methyltransferase activity. The record is from RefSeq and is a predicted model, not a curated record. Gene Ontology annotation, biological process: C-terminal protein methylation. The coding region runs from base 1 to 1029 and encodes 342 amino acids.